CAAUAAUACUUCUCCUUCUAAACCUCCAUUUUUCUUCCGCCACUCAUUCUCCUCUAAUUAGCUCAUGUUCAAGCUCAAAAACCCACAGCUCUGAUUUUCCAUUUAUGGCCAGCUUGAGCAAGCUAAUGCAUCUGCUUCUCCAAGAAGCUCCAACUAUCGGUUUCGGUCUAAGGUCAAUUGGCCACGGAGACGGUCAGGCUUUCGGUCUUGCUAUGUGCAGGGGAGAUAUAACAAGCUCUGCUUGUACAGCCUGCAUCCAUGAAGCCAAUGAUCAUAUCCUUCAUCACUGCCCGUUCGAGAAGGAAGCAACGGUAUGGCUUGAACAUUGUCUUGUUCGCUAUGCCGACCGCGAAUUUUUUGGAGAAAUCGAUGACAUAAGAAAAUUUUAUGUGGCGGAUAGCACAAAUGUGUCGCAGAUACCAGUUUUGGACGCUAAGGUUGAAGAACUGAUGGAGAGGUUAGUAAAGAGAGCUUAUCUCACACCAUUGCUGUUUGCUACUGGAGAGAUUGAGCUUGGCACGGUGGGGAGCUUAUUUGGAUUGGUGCAGUGUACCAGGGAUUUGUCUGGUGGGGAUUGCAGGAGAUGCUUAAAUGCUGCCCUCGCCGAGCUUCCAAGAGGCUCUCAUGGUGGGAGAGGAGGAAGCGUGUUUGGUGGAAGUUGUAAUAUUCGAUAUGAGCUUUAUCCUUUCUACGAUUCAAGCUAG
This is a messenger RNA of Phalaenopsis equestris, 704 nucleotides long. RefSeq names its product cysteine-rich repeat secretory protein 38-like. The record is from RefSeq and is a predicted model, not a curated record. The transcript has a single exon. Lineage: Eukaryota; Viridiplantae; Streptophyta; Magnoliopsida; Asparagales; Orchidaceae. The coding region runs from base 105 to 704 and encodes 199 amino acids.